GUAAACAUUGGCGGACGUCGGGGCCGAAGAGAUUACUGUUUACUUACAUGUAGAAACUAGAAAUGUAUAAUAAUAAUAUUAUUACUAUUUCUCGCAGAGACUGAUAAAAACGAAAUACCUACGCGAAAAGAAAUUUCUUAAACAAUAAAACCGUCGGAAUUCCGUCACCGCGCACGUCUUCUCCGAUUGUUUUCGUUCUCGGCGAAAAUGCACAAAAACAAUAACGUCGCGUAACCAGACGCCGCCGAUGUGCUCCAUUCUUCACAGUUGUACGCGUACAUCGUCCACAAUUAUAGUAUUAAUAUCAUCGUGACAGUAGUAUUGGAGACGUCACUGUGCUCUGGGUUUGAGAGCAGGCACGCCUAAAACAUGGACGACCUAGAUGCAUUGCUCGCGGACCUGCAAAGCACAAUACAGCAGACCAACAAAUUAAACAGUGGCGUCAACGGAGGAUACGGAAGUAUUAAUGGUGGAGUUCGCACUCGAUUGGCUUCUGCUGGUUCACCGGUUGCACUAGCACCAGAAUAUGCCACGGUCCGAUCUCACAAGAUUGAAAGGUCAACUUCAAACCCUGCGGUUCGGCAAGAAUUAUCGCCAACACAACCUAGAAACGAAUUUAAAUCAUCAAAAAUGACAUCUUCAUUGAAUAAUAAUCUUUCGGAACUUGACACACUACUUCAAGAUCUUAGCAAUUCACGCUAUGCUGAUAAAAAAUUGGUUAAUGGAGAUUCUUAUUCCAUUCCAACGAAAACAAUAAAUAUUUCAACACGUCCAUCAGUGGAUUCUCUUUUAGAUGAGUUGGACACAUCACUAUCUUCAAAAAGUAACAAUGGACAAUUGAUUUCAAAGAUGAUGAUGGAAGAAACCACAACCACAACUACUCGUACUGUUUGUCCUACUGCUUCUUCAGCUACUCGAGAAUUAGAUGAUUUAAUGGCUUCGUUAUCAGAUUUUAAAGUGUCCAGUCCGGUGCGGGCUAGCUACGCAACCGAAUCGGUAGACUCGGCGGCGCCACGUUUAGACUGCAUGCUCGGCAGCCUCACGGCCGAGAUGAACAGACAGGGCGUGAACACGACGCAGAAGGGAUGCUGCACUGCAUGCGACAAGGCCAUCGUCGGGCAGGUGAUCACGGCGUUGGGCAAAACCUGGCACCCGGAACACUUCACGUGCAACCACUGUUCCCAGGAGUUGGGCACUCGCAAUUUUUUCGAACGCGAAGGCCGGCCGUACUGCGAACCGGACUACCACAACCUGUUCUCGCCCAGAUGCGCGUACUGCAACGGACCCAUACUCGACAAAUGUGUGACGGCCCUAGAGAAGACCUGGCACACGGAACACUUUUUCUGCGCCCAGUGCGGAAAACAGUUCGGCGAGGAAGGAUUCCACGAGCGCGAAGGUCGUCCAUAUUGCAAAGACGAUUACUUCGACAUGUUCGCGCCCAAGUGCGGAGGAUGCACCCGGCCCAUAAUGGAGAACUACGUGUCGGCCCUGUCCACUCAAUGGCAUUCCAGCUGCUUCGUCUGCCGGGACUGUCGUAUGCCUUUCGUCAGUGGCCAGUUCUUCGACCACGAGAGCCAGCCCUACUGCGAGACGCACUAUCACGCUAAGCGCGGGUCGCUGUGCGCCGGAUGCCACAAACCGAUCGCGGGCCGUUGCAUCACAGCCAUGUUCAAGAAGUUCCACCCGGAGCAUUUCGUGUGCGCCUUUUGCCUGAAACAGCUCAACAAGGGAACGUUUAAAGAACAAAACGAGAAACCGUACUGCCAUUCGUGUUUCGAGAAGCUGUUCGGGUAGACCGGCGCAGGCGAUGUUCGCCGAUGAUGUGACAACAAUUAAAUCGACGGUUGCGCGAUCGACCCCGUCAGGUCGAUAUGAUUAUUGUAUCGUACAACGAUUAUAUUAAAUUAUUAUAUAAUAUAACGAGGUACGAUCACGCCGCCGUUGGUUUUAUUCAGAGCAAUAGAUAAUAAUAUAAUAAGUGUAUUUUGUACAACCGACGAAUUUACCAGACCUCGAAAUAAGGCUCUCGGUUACUGUCAUUUAACCGCCUAUACCUAUAUUUUAUCAUAAUAAUAUUAUGUUUCCAACUCCGUCUUCCCUCACAAAAUAGCCAAUACCUUCACGCCUUAGGUAUAACAUAAUAAUAUUCUAUCCGUUUUUCUUUACUAACACAAUUUAUAUUUAUAUUAUUAUUAUUUUUUUUAAAUAAUUUUUAAUUCUUUACAAAAAAUAUUAUUUUCCAUAUUAGUUUUGUAUUGUUAUGUGUUUUUUAAUUAUUUUUUUGCAAUUAAUCUGCCUAUGAGCUGUAGGCAUUUUAUUUUACCCCAUUCCAAUUUUUAAAGUCACAACCACAACGUAUAAUAAAUAAUAAUAUAAUUAUACUGUAACACCAUUUCAGUAUCAUAAUUAAUAGUGGCAUUCCACAUUUGGAUUUGAAUGUCUUAAUAUUUUAAUGGUAAUUAUUGAUAUUUUGUAAAUUGACGAUAACAAUUUGAAAAUGUAAAAAGAUAUAUAUAUUUUAGAAAUGUAUUUUCAUUGUUAUUGUUUUCUUGGAAAUAGGAAUGUAUAUAAACUGUUUAUAAAUACUUUCUUUACUAUUUAGAAUUUGUGUUUUUUUUAUAACUUCGGCUCUAUAUAACAUAAUGUUAACGAUUAGUUGAUGGUAGGUAGCAAAAAAUAUUAAUUUCUAAUAUUAUUUGUUGUUUGAUCAUUAAUGCUAUGUAUUUGUGUCAUACUCUCAAACAGUAAAACGUGUCAUAAUGAUUUGAGCUUUAAAAAAAAUUAUUUCUUUCUUUAGUUGAACACCAAUAUUAAUAGUUUGCUUAAAUCCACUGUGAAAAAUUUACGAAUUCAGAUUAUUAAUUGUUUAACACUUUUAACAAACAAACACAAAAAAAUUAUACCUAUUUACUAUAAGUUUAUAAUAAAUAGUCAUUGUAAAAUUAAUUAAGACAUUAUGUUAUUAUUUAUUGUUGAAUAAUUAAAAAUAUUAUAUUAAACAUAAAGAACAAGGGUACUUUAAUAUCAAACAAAAAUUCAUCAUUAUUAUCAAUAUUAAAAAGGUGGGCAAGUGGGUGACGCUCUGCUGUAUUACAAGUGGUGUAAAGGAUGUUGUUAAAUUUGAAUCCAAUCAUAUAAUGUCAUUGUUUACAAAAUAUGAUUCAGAGUGGUGACGGUUUGUCAGUGUGGAUAUUUUAUAUUAUAUUUAUAUUGUUAUUGCUUAUUAUUAAUACGGUAGCCAGUAAGUUGAAAGUUGAAUUAAUAUUAUAAAAUUACGACUAUUUUAUUAAAAUAGGAAUUGAUAAAAUAAACAUAAUAUGAUAUAAAUUUCAA
Molecule: messenger RNA, 3333 nt
Organism: Metopolophium dirhodum (rose-grain aphid)
Lineage: Eukaryota; Metazoa; Arthropoda; Insecta; Hemiptera; Aphididae
Product: paxillin-like
Exons: 8
Coding region: 370-1794 (474 amino acids)
Biological process (GO): cell-cell junction organization; positive regulation of substrate adhesion-dependent cell spreading; cell-cell adhesion
Cellular component (GO): cytoplasm; cell-cell junction; focal adhesion
Source: RefSeq, a predicted model, not a curated record